CGUCAUUGCCACCUCGGAGGCGCAGAGUUUGCUGAAGGGAGAUGGCGCAGCAGUUCGUGAAGGCUGAGCUCAAAGGGGACAAGGUGGUGGUGUUUCUGAAGCCCACUUGUCCCUACUGCGUCAUGGCCGAGGAAGUUUUGUCCAAGUACCCGUUCAAGCCGGGCCACCUGAAGAAGAUCGACAUCAGCGGACGCGACGACAUGCAGAGCCUGCAGGACUAUUUGCAGGAAAUCACCGGAGCGCGGACGGUCCCACGGGUGUUCAUUGGUGAGGAGUGUGUGGGAGGCGGAAGUGACGUUGCGGCGUUGCACAAGAGCGGUGCACUCAGAGGGAUGCUGGAGUCCAUCGGGGCCCUUCAGUGAUCUUCUCCACACCUUCAGGGUCGAGGCGUCCAGAUGUGGUCACAUGACCAGGCAGCGAGACUUGCGGAGUUUGCGGCGCCGCUGCUGAUACUCGCUGAGCUCCUGCAGGUAUCCUCUGGACGGCCAGCGGAGCCUCUCCACCUGCUCACGCUCCUCCUCUGGAAGAAACGCAGACGAAAAAGGCCAUGACCUGCUUACCCCACGCUACCCGUCCAGCUGUAUAAAUGAGUUCUGUGUAACUGACUAAACCCAAUAAAACAGCUUCUGCUUUGCAAUGUU
Messenger RNA from Fundulus heteroclitus (mummichog), 641 nucleotides. RefSeq names its product glutaredoxin (thioltransferase) (gene glrx). The coding region runs from base 42 to 362 and encodes 106 amino acids. The transcript is spliced from 3 exons. NCBI's taxonomy places the organism in Eukaryota, Metazoa, Chordata, Actinopteri, Cyprinodontiformes, Fundulidae. The record is from RefSeq and is a predicted model, not a curated record.